Gossypium raimondii (Peruvian cotton) is the source of this 1790-nucleotide messenger RNA. RefSeq lists its product as uncharacterized. The transcript has 12 exons. Bases 93 to 1235 code for a protein of 380 amino acids. Lineage: Eukaryota; Viridiplantae; Streptophyta; Magnoliopsida; Malvales; Malvaceae. The record is from RefSeq and is a predicted model, not a curated record. Gene Ontology annotation, cellular component: endoplasmic reticulum; COPII-coated ER to Golgi transport vesicle.
GUACAGGAUGUUUGGCACAUUUAAACUAAAAAAGAAAGAGGGAAAAAUGGAAAAAAGGAGAGAAAAACGACUGAUUUUUACCAAAGCGUUAAAUGAGGAAAAGGUAUAUUGCCGUUGGAGUUUACUGCCAACGGAAAUCCAGAUACAGUUACAGCAAAAAGAGCUCCUAUCUUCCUGAUUUGAGGAAAUUGAUAAAAAGGAGGAAGAUGGGCCUUAAGCAAACUAUAAGAAGCCUGGAUGCGUUUCCUCGUACGGAGGAACAUUUGUUGCAGAAGACGCAAUCGGGAGCACUUGUCUCGGUUGUUGGUUUAGUGAUAAUGGCCACGCUGUUUAUUCACGAGCUUACGUAUUACCUAACAACAUACACCGUUCACGAGAUGUCUGUAGACUUGAAACGUGGAGAAACGCUUCCAAUUCACAUUAACAUGACAUUUCCUUCAUUGCCUUGUGAUGUUGCAAGUAUAGAUGCCAUUGACUUGUCAGGAAAGCACGAAGUGGAUCUUGAUACUAACAUAUGGAAACUUCGCCUGAACAGUCAUGGUCAUAUCAUUGGCACUAAAUAUUUGUCUGACCUUGUGGAAAACAAGCAUACCACUCGCAAUCAUGAUGAUAAGGAGCAUCAUGAUGGUUCUGCUAAGAAGCCUCACAAAUUCAGUUUUGAUAAAGAUGCAGAAAAUAUGAUCAAUAAGGUGAAGAAAGCAUUAGAAAAUGGAGAAGGAUGCCGGGUUUAUGGGGUAUUAGAUGUCCAGAGGGUGGCAGGAAACUUUCACAUUUCAGUUCAUGCGUUAAACAUUUAUGUUGCUCAAAUGAUCUUUGGAGGAGCAAAACAUGUCAAUGUGAGUCAUAUGAUUCAUGAUUUAUCAUUUGGGCCAAAAUAUCCAGGACUUCACAACCCACUUGAUGAUACAGUGCGGAUUUUGCAUGACACAAGUGGAACAUUCAAGUAUUAUAUAAAGAUAGUUCCUACUGAGUACAGAUAUAUCUCGAAGGAAGUUUUGCCAACAAAUCAAUUCUCUGUCUCGGAAUAUUUUUCACCGAUGAAUGAGUUUGAUAGGACAUGGCCAGCUGUUUACUUUUUGUAUGAUCUGUCACCAAUCACUGUAACAAUAAAAGAAGAGUGCCGGAGCUUUCUCCAUUUCAUCACUCGACUCUCUGCAGUUCUGGGUGGUACAUUUGCAUUAACAGUUAACAAAGGAUGGUUUUGGAUCAGGAAUGCUAGAUCGUUGGAUGUAUAGACUUAUCAAAGCACUGACUACACCAAGCGCUAGGGGUGCAUAUCGGUAGAUUGGAAUUUGGAGUGCAAGAGAACAACAUAAACUCACAUGUGCACCUCCUCAGAGGAAUCCCCAAUUUUGUGGAAACACUGCCUUCUGAACAUAGCCUGACCUUAGUAUGCAAAGAUUUGAGGAUGGAAGAAUAUAUAAACACAGACACACACGCACAUAUAUAUAUGUCUGUGACUUCAUAAUUUAUUCCAUGCAGCCUUGUGUGUUGUUUCCCCUUGCACUCAAGAUUUAGAUGCCCUAGGUGGUUUUCUCAUUUUUGAAAUGCUAUUUUUAUUCAAGCAAUGGGCAACUUAGGGCUUCCUAUUUUUGUAAUGCUAUUUAUUACUGAUCCAUGGGGGUUGGUUUUUGGACAGAAUUUCGAUUGUUAAACGAUACUCUUGAAGUGCUCUAUGUCUUGCAUAUAUUCAGACAUGAGUAGGAGGAAAUCAUAUUCCAAGAGACAAGAUUUGCAGCUCUCAUGACUUUUCGAGUUUAUAAAGAAAAAGAUUUGGGAGUGCUUUUUCA